Varroa destructor (honeybee mite) is the source of this 3156-nucleotide messenger RNA. RefSeq names its product transport protein Sec23 (gene Sec23). Gene Ontology annotation, biological process: intracellular protein transport; endoplasmic reticulum to Golgi vesicle-mediated transport; COPII-coated vesicle budding. Lineage: Eukaryota; Metazoa; Arthropoda; Arachnida; Mesostigmata; Varroidae. Gene Ontology annotation, cellular component: endoplasmic reticulum exit site; COPII vesicle coat. The record is from RefSeq and is a predicted model, not a curated record. Gene Ontology annotation, molecular function: zinc ion binding; GTPase activator activity.
ACUCACUUCCGGGUGUCUUGAGCUACCAUCUGGCAGUUGGUCAAACUAGCAAUUUCGAAGGGGCGCUGUGUGAUUUUGGAACGUCGAGCUGUCGGCUGACACUGACGUGGAACUUUCGUCUGAAUGGGUAUUGAGAUCAGUUAGUGUUAAACUCACAAUUGUGUUUGUUUUUCAUACAAAUUUGGUCUCUUCAAGACAUCUGUAGUUGACGUGGAGGGAAAACGGGCUUCGGCUAUAUUGAUAGAAAUUGCUGAGUAGACAAGCAAAAAACAACCGUUCCAGGGCGGUCUUGCUUUCGUUCGUGGUAGCACUGAAAAUGGCUCAGUAUCAGACGUAUGCUGAUUUUAUUCAGCACCAGGAAGAUCGAGAUGGGGUUCGCCUAUCAUGGAAUGUGUGGCCGUCUUCAAAGAUCGAUGCAACACGUCUUGUGGUCCCAAUAGGAGCGUUAUUUACUCCUCUUAAGGAACGGCCUGACCUACCGCCCAUCCAAUAUGACCCUGUACUUUGCACAAACCAAAAGUGUCGAGCAAUUCUUAAUCCUCUUUGUCAAGUAGACUAUCGUGCCAAGCUAUGGGUGUGCAAUUUCUGCUUCCAACGAAACCAAUUCCCACCUCAGUACGCGGCCAUCUCUGAGCAACAUCAACCAGCUGAAUUGAUACCUCAGUUCUCUACUCUCGAGUACACUAUUACGCGAGCGCAGACACUAGCUCCAAUAUUUCUGCUAGUGGUAGACACCUGUUUGGAUGAAGAUGAACAGAUGGCUCUUAAAGAAGCAUUGCAGUUAUCACUUUCACUUAUGCCACCGAAUGCCCUCGUUGGACUCAUUACCUACGGAAAAAUGGUUCAUGUUCACGAGCUCACAGGUGAAGGCGUUGCUAAGAGCUAUGUGUUCCGUGGCACGAAGGAUCUCGCUGCAAAACAGAUUCAGGAUAUGCUAGCGAUUGGCAAAACGAUGUCUUCACCCCAGGGGGUGCAACAGCAACAGCCCCAGCCACGGCCAGGGAUGCCGGGAAUGUCUGGAAUGCCCCCACAACAACCACAGAGUACUCCACCCGCGAGCCGAUUUCUACAGCCCGUACAGAAAUGUGACCUAGCAUUGACAGAUCUUCUCGACUCGAUGCAGAAAGAUCCUUGGCCUGUGCUUCAAGGCAAGCGUCCAUUACGGUCCACUGGAGUGGCUCUAUCAAUUGCUGUCGGACUGCUUGAAGCGGCCUUUCCCAACACUGGCGCGAGGGUGAUGUUAUUUACGGGUGGAGCCUGCACUCAGGGUCCUGGUAUGAUUGUAUCGGAUGAGCUCAAGAUGACCAUCCGCUCUCACCAUGACAUCCAAAAGGACGCGGCAAAAUUUAUGCGAAAAGCCCAGAAGCACUACGAGGGAUUAGCACAGAGAGCAUCCGCAAACGGGCAUGCGAUUGAUAUCUAUUCAUGUGCCCUCGAUCAAACUGGAUUACACGAAAUGAAAACCUGCUCCAAUAUGACUGGUGGUCACAUGGUGCUUGGCGAUUCGUUCAACUCUAGCCUAUUCAAGCAAUCAUUCCAGCGAGUGUUUACUCGAGACUCAAAGGGUGAACUCAAAAUGGGACUCAACGCCUUGAUCGAGGUUAAGACCUCAAAAGAAAUUAAAAUUUCAGGAGCUAUAGGCAAUUGUAUUUCUAUGAAGGUUAAAGGACCAAACGUUUCGGACGGUGAUACGGGCCUCGGUGGAACAUGUCAGUGGAAAAUGUGCUCCCUAACGCCGAAUAGCACUAUAGCAGUGUUCUUCGACGUAGCCAACCAGCACAAUUCAGGUAUCCCUCAGGGCGGGCGAGGUUGUAUCCAAUUUAUCACUCAAUACCAACACCCCUCAGGUCAAAAGCGGGUACGGGUAACAACGAUAGCUCGUAAUUGGGCUGAUGCUGCAACUAACAUUCAGCACAUCUCUGCCGGCUACGAUCAGGAGGCAAGUGCCGUGCUAAUGGCAAGAUAUGCCUGCUUUAAGGCUGACGAGACUGAGGAAGGUCCUGAUGUGUUGCGCUUUAUUGAUCGUAUGCUUAUUCGGCUAUGCCAAAAAUUCGGAGAUUUCCAGAAAGAAAGCCCGGAAAGUUUUCGCUUCCCGGACAAUUUCUCACUAUAUCCACAGUUCAUGUUCCAUCUUCGGCGCUCGCAAUUUCUUCAAGUUUUUAAUAAUUCACCUGAUGAAACGUCGUUCUACAGACAUAUGCUAAUGACUGAAGACCUAACGCAAUCACUAAUCAUGAUCCAGCCUAUUCUCUACGCGUAUUCGUUCAAUGGUCCACCCGAGCCUGUUCUCCUCGACACAUCGUCAAUACAGCCUGAUCGGAUACUGCUCAUGGAUACCUUCUUUCAGAUUGUCAUCUUCCAUGGUGAAACGAUCGCACAGUGGCGCAAAGCAGGCUACCAUAGAUCCCAGGAACAUGAAAGUUUUCGUCAGUUACUCCAGGCACCAGAAGACGACGCACAAGAAAUCCUUCAAAGUAGAUUCCCUAUGCCACGUUAUAUCGUAUGUGAUCAAGGAGGGUCACAAGCACGUUUCCUCUUAUCGAAGGUCAAUCCAUCUGUAACACAUAACAAUGCAUACUCGUGGGGUGGCCAAGGAGAUGCAGCCGGAGCUCCGGUGCUGACUGACGACGUGUCCCUGCAGGUCUUCAUGGAACACCUCAAGAAGCUUGCUGUAUCCGCCUCAACUUAGACAGUCAAAUAACGGAAUAACGUGCUUUGAUCUGGUCGCCUAUAAAUCUUUUAGACAAGAAAUUCACUUGCCUAUCAAUUUUUAAGAAAAUGUUUUUAGGCAUAGCCAACGGGAAGCAUAACGAACGGCUUUAGGUAAUUUGGGGAACGAGUAAAAGAAAUAUAAUACAUGCAGGAAGCACUUAGUCAAUGCUGAAGAGACUGUGUGCUGGGAACGUUUAGCUUUGAAACAUGUACCGAAAUAUGAAAAUGCGCGACAAAUACAUUAGCACACAUACACACAUUAUAUUGUUGAAGUUUGGUAGCGUGAAAUGUUCAAUAUUGAAAUAUUAUCCAACAAAAUAAUCGUAAGCCUUGCGGAAAUGGACAAAGGCCUUCGACAGACUAGCGUAAUAUUGACUUUUUCGACCUGAUAGGGUGAUGUAGAAAUAGAGGUUUUUGAUGAAUAAUAAACUUUUAUUAAAAUAA